Messenger RNA from Durusdinium trenchii, 3695 nucleotides. The record is from the annotation of a GenBank genome assembly. NCBI's taxonomy places the organism in Eukaryota, Dinophyceae, Suessiales, Symbiodiniaceae.
AUGGAGGCCAAAGUAAAGCAGUUUCGUGAAGAGGGUGCUCCGGUCAUCGCGCGCUUCAUGGAGGCAGAGGUUUUGCGCACCCAGAUUCAGGCCUGUAGUGAAGACUUGGUGAGAUUGCAGCAGGACUUGGCUGCAUGCAAGCAGGAACUUGAAGAAGGCUUGCCAAAACUUUCCGAGUUUGAAGACGACGAGGCGGAGUGUGCUGGAGCCAUUGCGCAGUUGGAAGCUUCGCACACUGAAGAGGUCGCUCUUCUGAAGGCUUUGCACACCGAGGAGUUGGAGGAGUUGAGAUGCGGACAUGCUUUGAAGGUCGCUGAGCUCGAGCGGUCCAAGGCAGAGCAGAUUGAUGAGCUGAAGCGCGUUGGAACGGAGGAAAUUGAUCAGUUGAGAUCAGCCUUGGGAGCUGCAAGGUGGCAGGCAGAUGUUUACGUGCGAGAGCAUCAGGACGCUGUGCGAGAAAUUUGCCUCAGGCAAAGGGAGAAUGCACGCUUGGCCAAGAAGCACGGCGAAGCUCGCCAAGAAGCAUUGGAAUUGGCAGUCCGCUUGGAGGCCCUACGAGCAGCUGAGGCAGGGGCUCCUGCCAGGGAAGCGGAACUGCAAGCUGUCCGACAACGCUAUGUACUGCUGCAACAGACGGCAGCUGAAUGGCGGGAGGCUUUGGUGCGUAAGCAAGGCGAUUGUGAAGUUUGGAGAAGACGUGCGGAGUCAAAAGGAGUUCCAACUCGUCGGGAGGACAUGGAGUUGCAGGCUGAAAUUCGGUCGGUGACUUCUAGUCCUGGUAGCCACUUGGGCAAAGCUGUGGGCUACCGCGCGGAGGGCAGUGGCAACAAGAUGGCUGCACGAUUUGCAAGUCCUUUCACAGACAAGAGUGAAUUUUCAGAAGGUGCACGCCAGAUACGGCCCUGGUCGGAUGUGUCAACAAUCAAGACUCCGACAAGGAUGCCCCUGGAGUCACGGCAGAGGCAAGGACGCUCUGUGGAGUCUGCCAGGAUGUUAUCAACUUGGUCGCGACCAGGCGCGAUUUCGCUGUCCACUCCGUCUUCCCACCCUGCAGGGGAGGUCAAAGACCAAGAACCACCCUGUACCGAAACGGAACAGGACUUACAACUUAUCGAAUCGAGUCGUGUUGGUGCCGGAGUCAAUGGCAUCUCAUGCAACUUGAUGGCCCAGCUGCUGCUGCGCGUGUUGCUACUGUGGACUAUUCCGGUAGCUACACUGAUUGCUGGGGUAGGCCCAGACUGGCUUGGUUUGGCUUUAUCGAGUGCAGCUUCAAUUUUUGAUUUAUAUCAUUGGCUGACUCUCAGCCCCAAGCGACGAUCCUCUGGUACUGCUUUGAAGUAUUUCCUCAUUCGAUGGGCUGUCCUAUGCAUUCUGCAGAUUUGGUCUUUACUGUUGCAAGAGAGCAUAAAGCCUGACCCUGUCAAACCGCUGGAGCCCGUUCAACAUGAUCAAGCUUCUUUGGCUCCAGCGAUGCGUGGUUCCAAGGCCUAUAUCAACCAGCUUGAGAGUCCGCAGAUUCCGGAACCCCAAGCUGUCCAUGAACCUCCAAGUAUUCCUCGAGCUUCUCUUGCGUAUGUUGGCGAGGGUAAUUUUGUGCUGGAUGCGGAGCCUGAAGAUCUGAAGUGGUCGCCUCGCACAAUAUCUGUGGUCCUUCCGUGUGCAGAAGAGCGUGAUUUGGCGUUCAAAACCGUCAAGUCCGUCUAUGACACAACACCCCCUGAAGCGCUGCACGAAAUCGUGGUGGUGGAUGAUGGCAGCAAUCCGCCUCUUUCGGCGACGCACUUGAAUGAAGAUGUUCAAAAGAAGUUCAAAGUAUUGAUUAAGAGGCACGAGCAAACAGUUGGCCUUAUUGGCGCCAAGAAGACUGGAGGGGAUGCAGCCACUGGUGAUGUGAUCGUCUUCUUUGAUUGCCAUGUUGCUCCGCAGCCCAAAUGGCAUCUUGACUUCCUUGGGCUCAUUGGAGAGAACUAUCGGCGGAUGGUGAUACCACAAAUUACUGCCCUGGAUAUUGACACCUGGACUCAGAUUGGAAGCGGAGGAGGUAUGUCCAAAUGUUAUUUGACUUGGGAUGGUGACUUCAAGUGGGGUGGCACUGAUGACAUGUAUAUGGGCAUGUUGUCCGGAGGGCUGGCAGGAAUGUCGAGAUUUUGGUGGGAUGAAAGUGGCGGAUUCGAUGCAAAGAUGUUGGGAUGGGGUGGUGAGAACAUUGAUCAAGGGGUCAGGAUGUGGGUUUGUGGCGGUGAAAUUGUAGCUGCUCCUCACGCACAAGUGGCACAUAUGUGGAGAACGCAUUCAAAAAAGACUGCUGCGCGGUACAAACAUGUUGGAGAUACGAUCUUCAAUCGGGCACGGGCCAUCCAUGCUUGGCUCCAAGAGUUUAGCGACAAGUUGGACGACUACCCAGCCUUCGCAAAUCGUAAAGCUCAUGGUGGGCCCAACUGGUAUGGUGACAUGACCACUUUUGAGAACGUCCGCAAGCGACUGAAUGGCUGCCGACCUUUCGCCUGGUACUUGAAGCGUUUCAAGGCAGUCUACGAGGAUGCUGGUCUUAUCCCGCCAGAGAUCUUCAUGAUCCGUGAGGAGCAGAGCGGCCUAUGCUUGCGCUUCCUUGGACCUGCAGGCACAAGUGGCCAGGGAACUGAAGGAGUGCAGUUAGAACAGUGUGAUGAGAGCAAUCAUCGCUUCUUUUGGCACGUGGGUAACCGAGAUAGGAAAUCCAAGAAGUGCUGCAGUGGCUUGCGGGCAUGGAACACUGAUCAGUGCCUCCAGGGCGGCCAGGGUGGUGGUCGGGCUGUGACUAGUAUUUGUGAGUUGUCGGGAGCACACUCUGCGCAAACUUGGUCUCUUACAAGCGAUGGUCAAUUGAAGCGUGGGAGUUCUUGUCUUGGGCCUGACAAUCAGCAACAACCAGGUAUAAAGGAGGCUCCUUGUGUGUCGUUCAGAAGUAAAGGUGGUGCAAGGUUUUCCAAGGUGAGUGCCACGAUGCCCAUUGAAACCCAACUAUACCGAAAAGCACAAAGAGAUCACCCUGAGGUUUUUGCACGGCUAAAUGCAGAAUCUGCUGCAUCUCCUGAAUCACCUCUGCCAGCAAGAUGCAAAGAGCGAGGCCGAAGUUGCUGGAAGCUCUUUUGGUCGGGAGGAACACAAUGCCUGGACAGUGAUGCCCAGUUUGUGGAUGCACAGGGUGACUGUGCCUUCUUCAUCUACGAGAACAGUCAGCUGAAGCAGGCUGAGUCCAUGGCCUGCUUGGACACCUGGUCAGAUGAGGAUAUCAACACUUGGGGACUCUAUGAAUGCCAUUCCGGAGACAAUCAGAAGUUUACCGAAGGGCCAAAAUUCUGCACAGCAGUGGAGAUUAGUGAACCUCAAUGUUUUCAAGGUCAAAAAAUGUAGUGAAGGUCUUUGUUCAGACGGACUUUGGUGUGGAGCAGCUCUUUGCACUGCGCAACGGAUAUGAAGACGGAUCAUAGUUUGUUUCAUGGAUGUCCAAUGGAUGUCACAUGAUUAUGUGGUGGAUGUCAUGAUGUGAAGUUGCCGAAGCCCACACUGAGCUGGCACGAGUAUCGAGCUCAUCAAGCUCUUGUCAACGAGGAUCAAAAGGGAGCACUUCCAUGCAAUGAAGAUCCUAUAAUCCUUCGCUAUUAGGUUGGUUCGCUCAUAGGUUGGAGGCCAUCGCUAGUAGGUUGGAGGCCAUC